UAGCCAUAAACACUAGUCCUAAUGUAUCCCCCACUUUGUAACAAGCCUCAGUGCUGAAAGACACGUCGCACAUGGGGUAGAGGUGAGGAAUGCGUGGUAUCCGGUGUUCUUUCCUCGCUGACAUGCAACGUUGGCAGUUUUUGGCUGAAGGGGAGCAGGUUGGAAUCUGGUGGCAUGCCAAACAUUCCUAGGAAGUAAGGAACACAAACUUUCAUCCAGGGCCUAGAGGUAAACCCAGCUCCCAGGCAAGUCAGGAGGGUGGAAGUUUUCUUGUAAAAAAGGAUGUCAUACGUCCAGUCUGUGAGAGAGUUUGUGCAGAAGCCUGUCGGCCAUUGGUGGAAGGGGAAGAGGAAGAUAAUACUGAUGUCCUGGUGGUCAAAGACAACACAGAAGAAACUGACAUCAACACAGUUCAGUGUGAGACAAAAGACACGCAAUACUACAGAUACCAGUACCAUGUCCUGUACAGUACCAGCUAUAGUGUACCUGUGCUGUACUUUAUAGCAUCCAGAACAGAUGGUAGUUUGGCAUCCCUGGAUGAGGUGUGGUCCAGUGUGCCUGCUGGCUUCCAGUCCAGACUUCAAGAUGACAGAUGGACCUUCCUUACCCAACAGGAGCAUCCCGUGUUAGGCUGUCCCAUGUUCCAGCUACACCCCUGCCACACUGCCACCAUGAUGCAACCGCUCAUGCAGGAAACACAGGACAGGGAAAGAGGGAGUUUGAACUACCUGGUGAGCUGGCUGAGUACAGUAGGACCAGUGGUGGGACUCAGCCUUCCUCUCAGCUAUGCACAGAUCGGCCAUGUGACAUGACAGGAUACAACAUGAAAGUCUUGGCACAGUACACUACUGCAUCAUACUGUUGUGCUUGGAACAAAAUAUUCUCUUAAAUGUUUCAUAACUUGAUAUAUUGUAUAUAAGUGUUAUGUUUUCAUGGACUGUUUGGCAAUUGAGCUUUUAAGACAGAUUUCUUGGUGUGAAUAACUGCAAUCAGGACAGAAAACUGUAACAGGAAAAUUGUUCCUUACAAUUUGAACAGUGCAAACAUCAUUAAAUGUUACAGAAUUUUGGAUUAAUAAAUACAUGUAUGCUGCUGG
Molecule: messenger RNA, 1096 nt
Organism: Branchiostoma belcheri (Belcher's lancelet)
Lineage: Eukaryota; Metazoa; Chordata; Leptocardii; Amphioxiformes; Branchiostomatidae
Product: ubiquitin-like-conjugating enzyme ATG10
Exons: 7
Biological process (GO): protein modification by small protein conjugation; macroautophagy; protein lipidation
Cellular component (GO): intracellular anatomical structure
Molecular function (GO): Atg12 transferase activity
Source: RefSeq, a predicted model, not a curated record